AUGGCCGGGGGAGCAUACAUGAGCAUGGGGGAAGCUCACCGGCGAAUUUUGGAGUACUUAAACCGCUUCUCCGACGCCGUUUCCACCCAGGACGGCAAGUCUCUCAGCCGCCUCCUCUCCAUCUCCUCCGAUUCCCCUCAGCUCCUCUCCCUCGCCGAUGCCCUCAACACCUUCCAGGAUUUCAGUAGAUUGAUUAGACAAUCGAAUGAGUAUGCACAGUAUGCGGACAUAAUCCUUCCCCUGUUUCGCACGUUGCAAAGCUAUCGUUUGAGAAAUUUGGUUGAGUCCUACCAGGCCUUUGAAAAGGCUGCAAAUUCUUUUAUCCAGGAAUUUCGCAAUUGGGAAUCAGCCUGGGCCUUGGAGGCAGUCUAUGUACUUGCAUAUGAGAUUAGGGUUCUUGCUGAGAGGGCGGAUAGAGAAUUGACUGCGAAUGGGAAAACCCCAGAAAAACUAAAAGGGGCUGGUUCACUUCUUAUGAAAGUUUUUAGUACUCUUGCUGGAAAAGGUCCCAAACGUGUUGGAGCUCUAUAUGUGACCUGCCAGCUUUUCAAAAUUUACUUCAAGCUUGGUACUGUUCAUCUAUGCCGCAGUGUCAUAAGAAGCAUUGAAACUGCCAGGAUUUUUGACUUCGAAGAAUUUCCUGUUCGGGAUAGGGUCACAUAUAUGUAUUACACUGGCCGUCUGGAGGUCUACAAUGAGAAUUUUCCAGCAGCUGAUCAUAAAUUAUCAUAUGCUUUGACACAUUGCAAUUCCCGGAAGGGAGCUAAUAUGAGGAUGAUUCUCAAGUAUCUAGUACCAGUAAAGUUGUCAAUUGGAGUCUUGCCUAGAGCAUCGCUUCUUGAAAGCUAUGGUUUGACUGAGUAUAGUGACAUCGUGCUAUCCCUCAGACGAGGUGAUCUUCGACUCCUUAGACAUGCUCUCCUGGAGCAUGAAGACCGCUUCUUAAGAUCUGGAGUGUACCUCGUGUUAGAGAAGCUAGAGCUUCAAGUUUACCAAAGAUUGUUGAAGAAGAUUCACUUAAUCCAAAAGGAGAAGGAUCCCAAUAAGGCCCAUCAGAUAAAGCUAGAUGUCAUUGUUAAAGCAAUGAAAUGGCUUCAAAUGGAUAUGGAUAUUGAUGAGGUGGAAUGCAUUAUGUCCAUUCUAAUCUACAAAAAUCUUGUCAAGGGAUACUUUGCUCAUAAGAGCAAGGUGGUGGUUUUAAGCAAACAAGAUCCGUUUCCAAAAUUAAACGGCAAACCUGUUAGUUCUUAG
Messenger RNA from Oldenlandia corymbosa var. corymbosa, 1251 nucleotides. The record is from the annotation of a GenBank genome assembly. NCBI's taxonomy places the organism in Eukaryota, Viridiplantae, Streptophyta, Magnoliopsida, Gentianales, Rubiaceae.